Molecule: messenger RNA, 5647 nt
Organism: Sardina pilchardus (European sardine)
Lineage: Eukaryota; Metazoa; Chordata; Actinopteri; Clupeiformes; Clupeidae
Gene: ajm1
Product: apical junction component 1 homolog
Exons: 1
Coding region: 44-3358 (1104 amino acids)
Biological process (GO): cell-cell junction organization
Cellular component (GO): apical junction complex; plasma membrane
Source: RefSeq, a predicted model, not a curated record
CUUGAAAAGAUUUAAUGGAGAAAACAAGAGGAGUCCCAUUAAGAUGACACGCACAGACCCACCUGAUCUACUGGUAUCAACUGUGUAUCAAGACAUACAAGUGAAAUCCCUUUCCUCACACACCCAGUCCCCCCGUCCCUCUGAACAAUGUGAUUCCCCAUCUUCCAGCACACUGGAGGACAAUCGGGACAAGAGCAAAAAGAGGCACUGCCGUAGCUUUGAUUUAGUCGGGUCUCUAGACAGGCCCAAAUUCAACUCUAACUCUAUGGAGUACCCACAUAGAAGGGCUGACCGCUAUGUGGCUCAUCCAGAUGUAGCCUGGAAUGCCUUGGGCCGCCAGCAGGGUCAACAUCGUUUUUCCUCUCCUGACCUUUACUCCCAUAGACUGACCCCACAGCCAAUCAGUGCAGAAAUGGCCAGUGAAAUGGUCGUUACGGACAUGAAGAGAAGGGCCAGGUCGAAAAGUGCCACGAGGGCACAGGCCAGUCUGACCCCUGUGUCGUUUGAGGGCUCCCCGCCCGUGGGAAGAAGAGGAAGAGAGACACAGAGGUUACCGCGGGACACCAAGUGGAAGCCUGAGGUGUCGCCACGCCGAGAGUGCUCAUUCGCUGCAACCAGAGCGCUCAUGCAUGAGGUGCACCCCAUCAAACUGCAGCCCCAGCGCACCGACACCAGCCGCUACUCCCCAGUGUUCACCCCAGAGGGACUAGACGAGGGCCGGCCGGAUAAGCCUGCUACUAGCCCUCACGUCAGGUGCAGGGUGGACAUCAAGCCCGACGACGCGGCCGUGCAGCAGUCUGGACGGAAGCCUGCCACGCCCAGGAUGGACAUACCUUGGCAGAGGUACCCAAGUGGACAAAGUCGGAGUCUAACUGUGCCCCGGCAUUUUUCAAUGUCAAGGACACCGACACCCACAGAUUCCUUCAGCGGAGACUACAGGCAGGCGUACCAGUAUUCCCACAGUAUGCCAAACAGUUACAUGCACCCUGUGGAGAUACCAAUGCAAAGGAUGCCUUCUCCAAGGGAGCCGAGGGAAUACUACGGAAGGGAAAGAAGGGCUCAUUCCAGCCCCAAUGUGCCAACUAAAUUCUUUUAUGCAGAGGAUAUGGGGAGAUAUGCUACCCCUGCACCUCCUCCAGCAAGGACUUACUAUCAUGAGGACCACUUCAGCAUUCCCAGCCAAAACCUCACCCCAAAAGUCCAGUAUGUACAAGACCCAAGGACUCGACUGGUGCAUACUGUGCCUGCCCGGCCAUACUUUGCUGAAAUAGACCCAUGUCAGUAUCCACCACAGGUGUAUCAAAAACCUUACGCUCCAAGCGAACCUGGGCCAUACAUUAUUCAGACACCCCCUGCAAGGUCAUUCUACGGAGAUGAUCCGCGGACGUACCAGAUCAAGACGGCGCCCCCGCGCAUUUUCUACACGGGUGACCCCUAUGCACCCCCAAUGGAGCACCACAUUCCAGCGAGGGCGUACUACACUGAGGGGCGUCAGCGUGCGCGAGUGGUGCAGCCGCAGCCUGAUGACUGGUACGGCUCUGAUGUGUCGGGCUACUCUACACAUUAUCCUUCCUCUUAUGUCUCUCAGGUCACUCCGACCCGAGUCAGGCAGGAACCGGUGCUGACCACCUGGUAUGCUAAUCCCUGUAUUGAUGCAACGAGGCCGGUCCAAGAGCCGAGGCAACAACACUCGCGGUCCUGGGACAACAUCCUGGACACACAGGUGGAGCGAGAGCAACCUCAAGCUGCACCACGUGGUCGCAGCUACGAAACUCUCCUGAAUCAGGAGAAACAGACUUUGUCCACGGAGGACAAACCAAAACCUGUGGUUGUCAACCUAUCUACAUCGCCAAGACGCUAUGCAGCCCUGUCCUUGUCCGAAAACUCCCUCAUUGACAAGAGCCCGACAGAAGGUGGGAAGAGUGCAUCAGGAAAGCUUUGGUACGUCACGCCUGAGAUCACCAUCACUGACAAUGACAUUCGACCAGGAAUCCUCACGAAAUCAGAGGGACGCUCAGCUAGCUGGGAUGUGCUUGAUUCCAGAAGUGCUCUAGGUCGAGAUGCAACCGCACAGGAAGCAAUGUCCUGCUCAGUGGACUCUACCAAAGAAAAGACCCACAACAGUUCAUCACUGCAGCAAAGCCUAGAGCAGCUUGAUGAGCUUUUAGCAGAUCUUGUCAUUGACUACAAACCUUCUUGUAGCAGUAGGCAUAGCGAAGACCUAUUGGGCCAACUCAAGAAACUAAUUGAUGAUGAGGAAGCAGCAUCUUUAGCCAGAAAGGAUUCAAAGGCAGGGUCUGAGAGCAGUUGCCCUCUGGACAAGCAACCCACCUCGAUCAGAAUGACCCCAGAUUCUUUUAAAGACAUGGAUGGCACCUGUGAUACCACCAGAAGCACGGAGGAGUGCUCCCCAGACCAGAGUCCUGACGAAGACGACACCAUGAUGUGCUCCAACAGCAGGUGUCAGCGGACUGAGACAAUGUUCAAUGCUUGCCUGUACUUCAAAUCCUGCCACAGCUGCUACACCUACUACUGCUCUCGUAACUGCCGCCGGGAACAUUGGGACAUCCAUAAAGAAAGCUGCUUGUAUGGACGCAUUGGUAGUAUUUGCCGCCACAUCAUCAAGCACUGCCGUGAGACAACCGAAGUUCAUAAAGCCUUCUCCCGAAUUGCUAAGGUGGGCUACUUGUCUCGGGGGAGAGGCGUUCUGUUUUUAGGAUUCCCAAAUCCAGGAUCAUCUUCAAACUUCCUUCAGUAUGGCCUGGAAAGCCUCCUUAUGUCCCCAACGUACCUGUCACUCCGAGAACUUGACAGCUUCAAAGAUAACCUGGGGGAGUACUGCAAAGAUCUGCAGGAGGCUGGGAAGGAGUAUGAUCCCAAUGAAUGUUUCCUCUUGAAUGUAUCCAUCGCCGUUGGCGAUCAAGUGCCAGAUGGACCAUCACCAAGGGUCCAGAGCCCAACUGUCAGGAAAUACGCCAAGGUUGCUCUGGCCUCCUACAGCCCAGAGAGGAAGGUUCAACGGAAAGAGAACGACAUGGAGACGCUGAUCCUCACGCCACCGCCGGGGACGGCCGACAUCGACAAGGAAGGAGAGGAAGGGAGGAAGGCACGAGAAAUCUGCUUUAUUAACAUCCAGCGAGAGCUGAGGAUUCGAGGGGUGUUCCUACGCCACGAGUACCCACAGAUAUACCAGCAGCUCUGUGAGUUUGUAGAGAGGAACAGGAGGUUUACACCUACUACCAUCUACCCAAUUGACAAGCGGACAGGAAAACAGUUCAUGUGCAUGAUCAUGGCAGCCUCAGAGCCAAGGACACUGGACUGGGUAGGCACCCCUCAUCUUCUCGACGACAUCAUCUAAGCAAGUGCACCUUCCAAUGUACAUAAACUAAUCUAUAUAUAUGUAUAGAAAUACAUAUAUAUAUAUUGUGAUACAAUACAUAUCUCUAUAUAUUGGGCUUAUUUAUUAUAAAUGUUUGUAGAUAUGUAUUUUAUUAUUCACAAGAGAUAUAUUCCCAUCUGCGUGUGGUCAGUAUUAUUCAUAUUUAGAAUAUUGCCUGCCAAAUGCAGAAUAGAAGUAACUUCUAGUUUGUUUAUCGUCAUGAUGUCAUACCAAUCUUUGUUCACUCAGUUUCCUACUUUUCUGAUUAGCACAUAUUAUUUUUUCAUGGUUGUACAUACAUGUUAAUUGUGAUUUGAAAUGCCUUGGUCCAGUUUUGAAAUAGAGACCAUUUCUGUUUUUAUAGCUUACAGUCAUGCUGUCCCUUCUUGCAUCAAUGCACUUAAAUGGAGGUCAUUUUCAUCAAAGCCAGUCCUUGGACCAGUUUUACUUAGGUUUGGUGUAAGGUCUAAUCUAUCAUAUCUAAUUUGGGAUAUCAUUCAGUUUAGGGAGUUUGUUAUUGUGCUAUAAGUGAAAAAAAAGUUUUUUCCUAUGCAACCAAAUCUGUUGAGGAACUCCAUUUAAAGCUUAUUUACUUUGGAAAACAAAAUAAAUUAUUGAUUUUAUAUUUAUACAUGCAUGGAAAAUAUGAGAAUAUAUAAUACUGAUUAUAUUAUACAACAUUGAGAUAUAUUAUGAAAUUAUGGUAUAUAACUAUAUUCAGAUAUUAUAAUAGACUGUGGUUUGAAAAAAUAAACCAAUUGUCCACAAUCAGAUAAUAAAUACCCUUUUCCUGACAGAUGUGAAAAAAGAGAGAUCACAAUGAAGUUUAAAAAAAGGUCCUAGCAGCAGUUUUGUGGAAUUAACUAUGAAAGUAGAUAUUCCUAUGGUUUCGUUAAAUGUUGCAUAAAGGAAGGUUUUUAUCAUUUGGAAGGAACAUUUGAACUGCUGAAAACUCCUACAGAUGAUGGGGCAGAGUAUUAUGUUACAAAGUCUUAAUGCUGAGAUGCUGUAGUGCUGUAAUUUGGUAUCUCAUUUCUGUAAGUGAUUUAUCCUGUAUGGGUUUCAACUGAAGUAAAUCCACUGGUGCUUUAAUGUAUGCUUGGUAGAAUUACUUGAGCAAUAACUGAACUUGAAGGCGAAGUCGACUCAAAAGUAUAGUUUGUAUGGAAUCAUGCUAUACACAUUAGGUGUUGGCCUGUACUGUUCGAUUUGAAACACUGUGAAUUGAGACAUCUGAUGUUCAUUGUAGAGUACUCCUGCGGUCUCUUAAACUAGUCUCAAAGUCCAAGGUUAGAUAUCUGUGCUGAAUAUGAACUGAGAUGUUUUAACACAGCUGCUGUACUUUUUGUCCAUAGACAUUUGUGAUCAGUUUGCCUCAAUAGCUGUGUGGUGUGGUACUUAAAUAAGCUCGCAAACAAGUUUGCUGUGUGUGUUUGAAUGCGUUGAGUAUAUGAUAUUUGCUUUACGUUUAUUAAAAGGUAUUUUCAUGGAUAAAAAAAGAUAAGACAUUUUCUUGUCACUUUCCCAACGUAACUGCCUCUAACAGCAGUAGUGGCAUUCAGGACUAGUUUCUUUUUGAGGGAGGUACUGUACAUGCCAGGAGGGCACAGGUCAGUUGAGUGAGGGGGCAUCUUGAAACGUCACCUGUGGUGUAGGAUUAUGUUGCACAGAGUUGCACUUUUAAGUGACCUUUUACUCAGAGUUUGGUCCCUAUUUAUUUUACUUCCUGUUACAAUUUUUUUUUUUUAAACCCUCCCUGAAAAUAUGUCCUGUUUUUGUUUUUAAAAACAGUGCCCUCUGCUGUUUGUAAUGAGUUAAACGUGUAGAAUGACUAUCACCUCCAGCUUUGUCAGAGUUUGCAAGUAUAUCAUACUUUUUUUUGUUUUUGUCAAGGUCUCUUGCAUAGCACAACUCUCACACACGUCCUAGUACAAAAGCACUGCUAGACUUCCCAUGGCACACGGUCUGAACUCACUUGCUUGGUAGAACCUGUGCAAAGACCUGAUUGCAUGUAAUUCUAUUUUUUCUAUUUUAUCAUGACAUUGAUGAUGAUUAUUAAUUAACCUGCUUGACUCUUUGAUAUUUGAAAAAUCUAUGAAGGAAAACUCUUUAGGAGUAGUGGUAAAUGAGUAAUAUUUUUUAAGAUCAUUGUGCAACUGUUCCUGUUAUGCUGACAUAAAAAUAUGGAGAAGAAGCCUCAUAUUAAAAAUAAAACUCUUUAAACCAUUGUUGUAUUUUUUCUAUGUCCAUUCUCUUUUUUUGGACUGU